Messenger RNA from Homo sapiens (human), 1835 nucleotides. RefSeq names its product hydroxysteroid 11-beta dehydrogenase 1 like (gene HSD11B1L). The record is from RefSeq and is marked reviewed. The coding region runs from base 257 to 1258 and encodes 333 amino acids. Gene Ontology annotation, cellular component: extracellular region. The transcript is spliced from 9 exons. Lineage: Eukaryota; Metazoa; Chordata; Mammalia; Primates; Hominidae. Gene Ontology annotation, molecular function: cortisol dehydrogenase (NADP+) activity.
GCUGGGAGGCGAAGACCAGGCGGGCACUGUUGCCCGGCGACGCUCCGGCGCUGGGUCCCCGAGGCCCGGCCCCUCCCCGGGAGGAGGUGGGCUUCGAGUCACGUGACCCGUGCCCUACGGGAGGGGGUGCGGUCGGGGACCCGGCAGGAGGCGGCCGAGAAGAGAGGACCGUGGGGGCGUUCGCGUGGCUCCCAGCCCGGGACCCCACCCCCGCUGGACAGUGGGGGAAACUGAGGCCUGAGCGGGCUGGAGUGCAAUGGCAAAUCUCGGCACACUACAACUUCUGCCUCCCAGGUUCAAGCGAUUCUCCUGCCUCAGCCUCCCAAAUAUCUGGAUUACAGGCAUGCCUGUGCCGGCCACCUCUGUCCCCUGUCCCUCUGCAGGCCCACACAGGACCAUGAAGGUGCUUCUCCUCACAGGGCUGGGGGCCCUGUUCUUCGCCUAUUAUUGGGAUGACAACUUCGACCCAGCCAGCCUCCAGGGAGCGCGAGUGCUGCUGACAGGGGCCAACGCUGGUGUUGGUGAGGAGCUGGCCUAUCACUACGCGCGUCUGGGCUCCCACCUGGUGCUCACUGCCCACACUGAGGCUCUCCUGCAGAAGGUGGUAGGGAACUGCCGGAAGCUGGGCGCCCCCAAGGUCUUCUACAUCGCGGCGGACAUGGCCUCCCCUGAGGCGCCCGAGAGCGUGGUGCAGUUUGCGCUGGACAAGCUGGGCGGGCUGGACUACCUCGUGCUGAACCACAUCGGCGGCGCCCCGGCCGGCACGCGAGCCCGCAGCCCCCAGGCAACUCGCUGGCUCAUGCAGGUAAACUUUGUGAGCUACGUGCAACUGACGUCGCGGGCGCUGCCCAGCCUGACGGACAGCAAGGGCUCCCUGGUGGUGGUGUCCUCGCUGCUCGGCCGCGUGCCCACGUCGUUCUCCACUCCCUACUCGGCGGCCAAGUUUGCGCUGGACGGCUUCUUCGGCUCCCUGCGGCGGGAGCUGGACGUGCAGGACGUGAACGUGGCCAUCACCAUGUGCGUCCUGGGCCUCCGAGAUCGCGCCUCCGCCGCCGAGGCAGUCAGGGGAGUCACGAGGGUCAAGGCGGCCCCGGGGCCCAAGGCAGCCCUGGCCGUGAUCCGCGGCGGCGCCACGCGCGCGGCCGGCGUCUUCUACCCGUGGCGUUUCCGCCUGCUGUGCUUGCUCCGGCGCUGGCUACCGCGCCCGCGGGCCUGGUUUAUCCGCCAGGAGCUCAACGUCACGGCCGCGGCAGCCUGAGCACCGGGGGGUGCCCCUCCAGUCCCAGACGGCAAUGUUCCUCCCUCCAACUGUCCCUGGAGCCAGAACACUCACAGAGACACCCCUGAGAGGGUGGCCACAGCCCAAGAUGAAGUCAUCAAGACAGAAAAGCAAAACCGAGAAAAACGACGGGCACCUGGAACCAGUCACGGCUUGGGAGGUGCAGGUGCCCCGUGUUAGGCGCCUUUGUCGGGGACUUGCAAGGCCUCACCUGUUUGGCCAUGAUUGAUGACGUGACUGCUUCCAUUUUGCAGAUGAGGAAACUAAGGCUCAGAGAGGCCACGCCACCCUUGAGCCACCCAUGGACCCCUCUCCAUCUCCUGCCUGCGCCUUUAAGUCCCUGAUUUAUUCUUUCCAUUCAUUCCAUCUGGGAGGAACCCCCCCAACUCCUGCCAGCUUCCCCUAGCUGGGGUCUCUGGUACUCUUCACACCUGCAGGGGCGUCUACACUGUUCGUCUACCUGGUGGCAGGGUCUGAGCGGGAGGAGGAGGGAAAGAGUGUGUUCUGAGCUGGACCCAGCCUCUUGUUCGAGAAUAAAAACUCUUCUUCUCUUGCA